AUGUCCGCACAGCCUCCACCGCCCCCGAAAUGGGUCCUGGACCUGAACACGCCACCAACCACCAAGCCAAAGACGAACAUUGCAGACCCGCCAGGCUACACGGCGUCCCUCACCCGCAGAGACCGAGCUGCUGCGUCGAAGCAGUCCGUGCGGAAGCAGCCGACACCAGAAGAGAUGGAUACGCUCAAGAUGAAAAAGGCAUGGGAGGUCGCCAUUGCCCCUGCUAAGCAGCUGCCCAUGAACGCCAUUGGGAUGUAUAUGACGGGCAACACGCUCCAGAUUUUCUCCAUAUUCAUGGUCUUCACCCUGUUCAAGACGCCUCUCAUUGCCGCGUUGAAUCUACAGAAGACAUUCGCCCCGUUUGAAACACCCGGAACCUCGUCCCGCCUCAUCAUGGUCAAACUUGUAUAUUUGCUCACGAACGCACUGAUGUUGGGCUUGGGCAUAUGGAAGGUAAAUGCCAUGGGCUUACUACCGACAACACGAUCAGAUUGGCUGGCAUGGGAAGCGGAGCGGACAUGGUCAGAGAGAGCCGUGCCCAGGGAAUGGUUGUGA
Messenger RNA from Didymosphaeria variabile, 555 nucleotides. RefSeq lists its product as uncharacterized. The transcript has 2 exons. The record is from RefSeq and is a predicted model, not a curated record. Lineage: Eukaryota; Fungi; Ascomycota; Dothideomycetes; Pleosporales; Didymosphaeriaceae. The coding region runs from base 1 to 555 and encodes 184 amino acids. Gene Ontology annotation, cellular component: EMC complex. Gene Ontology annotation, biological process: protein folding in endoplasmic reticulum.